Chilo suppressalis (striped riceborer) is the source of this 1317-nucleotide messenger RNA. The record is from the annotation of a GenBank genome assembly. Lineage: Eukaryota; Metazoa; Arthropoda; Insecta; Lepidoptera; Crambidae.
AUGGCUUCAAAUGAAAUAUGUGUUGGGGACUAUUUAAUCAUACAUAAACAAAAGUACAAGAAGUUGCUGAAAUUCAAUAAGCCUAACCUAAUUGUUGCUGUAGGACGUGACACAAUAAACCUAGACGGAAUAGAAGGAUGCCCUUAUUUUUCAGUAUUCAAGAUGAUAUCUAGCAGUGGAAAGAAAAACAGGGAGUAUUCCUUAGAAUUAACUCAAGAAGUUAUCAACAUCAAAGAUGAAAUAGAUGUUAAGACAUCAGGCAAUGAUAAUAGGAACAUAUUUGAUGAUGGUCGGUCUCAAAAGCUAUCAGCUGCAGAAAUAGAGGAACUUAAAGUGGAUUCUAGUAAAGCAUCUGAUAUUGUUGAAACUUUGAUUAUAAACUCUAACACAUUUCACAGUAAAACGGAAUUUUCACAAGAAAAGUAUCUUCGCAAAAAAGAAAAGAAAUACUUUGAGUAUAUACAGAUUAUUCGUCCUAACUUGAGGAUAGUUACGGAAGUUAUGUAUAAGUUGGAACCAGGAAAAAUACAAGGUCUAAGAACAGAUACACUAUCCCAAAUAAUCACUAUGGCAAAUGUACAGUCAGAAGGGAAUCAUCUUUUGUAUGAUUCUGGAUCAAAUGGGCUUUUAGCUGCAGCAUUGUUAAGUGCUAUUGGUCGACAGACCGGAGGAAAGCUGGUACACAUGCAUCCUGGUAACAUGUCACAAAAACAAGCUUUAUUGGCAAUGAAUUUUAAGGAAGAGCAUUUGAACAGAUGUAUAUCUGUCAAUGUUUAUUCAGCCCUAAGACAGUAUUACCAAGGAUGUGACACCAAUGAACAUUCAAGUAGUGAUUCAAUCACACUGAAAAGAAAAGCUGAAGACACUUUAGAAAGUAAGAGUAAACUGACUAAAACUGAAGACGCUGAUAGUAUAAAUUCAAAUAUACAAAACCAAACUCUUGAUACUAACAAUAUUAAUUGUGAUAGUAAGCUUGAGCCUAAAAAACCAAAAUGGCAUUUUGAUAAUAUAGCUGCUUCCUUAGUCUUGAAAGAGAAAAUGGAUUCUUUGGUUAUAGCUUGUAAAGAAGAUCCAAAAAAUAUAUUUAAUGAGUUGGUAGAGUUUGUGAAACCAGGAAGGCCUUUUGUUAUUUAUUAUAGUGUGGCUGAACCCCUACAGCAAUUGUACAUGCUAUUAAAAUCACAAAGUAAUGUGGCAGCUUUGAAACUGACAUGUAAUUGGAUGAGAAAUUAUCAGGUAUUGCCUGAUAGAACUCAUCCAGAAGUAAUGAUGAAUGGGGCUAGUGGAUUUCUAUUAACGGGCUAUGUAUUGAAGUAA